Messenger RNA from Monopterus albus (swamp eel), 1302 nucleotides. RefSeq names its product trans-golgi network vesicle protein 23 homolog B (S. cerevisiae) (gene tvp23b). The record is from RefSeq and is a predicted model, not a curated record. Gene Ontology annotation, biological process: vesicle-mediated transport; protein secretion. NCBI's taxonomy places the organism in Eukaryota, Metazoa, Chordata, Actinopteri, Synbranchiformes, Synbranchidae. Gene Ontology annotation, cellular component: Golgi membrane. The transcript has 7 exons. Bases 129 to 737 code for a protein of 202 amino acids.
AAACCCCGUAACCUUUCCAGUGACGUACCAACAUGCUGUACGUAGCACGCUUUGGUCACCUGAUCUUAGUGCAGUGACGUGGAACUGAUCAUGCAAGCAGGAAGUAGGUCAUCUAUCAACAUUUCAACAUGAUAACAGAAGAUACUAAUGAUGAAGACGUGUCUCUGUUUGAUGCAGAGGAGGAUGCAGGUCAAAGGUCAAAGAAGACAAAUAUUAACAGGUACCCAGUGGCAUCCUUCUUCCACCUCUUCUUCAGAGUUGGUGCCGUCCUCGUGUAUCUGCUCUCUGAGAUUUUCAGUAGCAGUUUCAUUGCCUGUAUGGUUACAAUCAUCCUUCUGCUCUCGUGUGACUUCUGGACUGUAAAGAACAUCAGUGGGAGGUUGAUGGUUGGUUUGCGGUGGUGGAACCAGGUGGACGAUGAUGGACGAAGCCACUGGGUGUUUGAGUCGAGGAAGGGUGCUGGGAAACAACAAGCAUCAAAUUCUGAGUCCAGAAUCUUCUGGCUUGGACUGAUUGUUUGUCCGGUCAUCUGGGUCAUCUUUGCUUUCAGCACCCUCUUUUCUUUCAAGAUUAAAUGGCUGCCUGUGGUGAUCAUGGGUGUGGUGUUACAAGGGGCCAACCUCUAUGGCUAUGUGCGCUGUAAAGUGGGAAGCAAGACCAGCUUAAAGAACAUGGCUACGAAUUAUUUUGGACGACAGUUCCUCAAACAGGCGCUGUCUAAAGAAGAGGAAUCGUAGAGUGCCACUCUGCGAUCUUAACGUUUGCAUUAUCUCAAUGCUUUAUUCUUUAGCAAGUGGGCAUGUAGAAAGAAAUCUUUUGGCAACAUGAACUGACAGUUACAGUUUUUGAUUUUUUUUUCUUUGUAAUGUGACAUGUGACUUAAUCAGUCCCAGUAGAAAGGGUUCACUUCAUUUUCACAGUAGGGUCAGAAGUCUGGUAGCUGUUUUCAGAACCUGAAGCACAGCAAUGAUCAGCAAAAAACCCUCAAAGUCUGACACUUCAGCAUAGAUGCAUGGAUGGAAAGGGUGUUUGAGAUGAAAAAGUGCUUGAGAUGUUACAAUGACUGUAGUUUGGUUUGUCAUGUAGUGUCACAUCUCCCACCAGCAUCUGAUUUAGUUUGUUUUCAUUGCCUGUUAAUCUUUGUAACACAGGGCAAAAGUAGUUUCUGAGAGGUAUUGUACAAGUUUGUGUAACAGACAGGGUUGUAAAGUCCAAGGGUGAAGUAUUCCAGCAGAGCUGUAAAUAUGUAUGUAAACAAACUAUGUGCAACAUCCUUUGUGCAAAUAUAUUUGUAACAUUUUA